AUGCUGCAUACGCUCUCACCAAAGAUGCUCGCCUCUAGUGCACAUGCCAAGAUUUCUCCGAGACGCAGUUUGGCUGCUAACUAUGCUGUCUCAAACCAACCGGAACUGCUCCAGCCAAAGCCCUUCAAUCAUUCUGGUACGAUCCGUACCACCAAUAUCAACGGCAUCGUCCAUCUAUGUUCCAACAAGAGACACGCCCCUGCCUGA
Penicillium mononematosum is the source of this 207-nucleotide messenger RNA. RefSeq lists its product as uncharacterized. The record is from RefSeq and is a predicted model, not a curated record. The coding region runs from base 1 to 207 and encodes 68 amino acids. The transcript has a single exon. Lineage: Eukaryota; Fungi; Ascomycota; Eurotiomycetes; Eurotiales; Aspergillaceae.